This is a messenger RNA of Cornus florida, 1114 nucleotides long. RefSeq lists its product as uncharacterized. Bases 270 to 683 code for a protein of 137 amino acids. The transcript is spliced from 2 exons. Lineage: Eukaryota; Viridiplantae; Streptophyta; Magnoliopsida; Cornales; Cornaceae. The record is from RefSeq and is a predicted model, not a curated record.
CCCUCCUCCUCAUCUCUCUCCCCUCCCCCCUCUCUCUCCCUGUCUAUUUACACACACACACACACACACACACACAAUAUAUUUAUAUCUGGCUGCCUUUGAUAAUUGGUAUCGACGACCUUUCACCACCGCUGAGAAAUCAGAUUUGGGUCUCUCUCUGAUCUAUACUUUCACCGCCAAAAAAAGGAAAAUGACCACCCUCAGGCGUUUCUGGUAAAUUCCAUUGUCCGGUGCUGACGUGGCAAAAAGACACGUGUCAAUCGGUGAUAAUGUCGUCAAAUAAGCGUAAAGAGAGAGAGGAGGCUUUCGAGUGUAUGAAGCCAACAACAAAGCUAGCGAAGCCGACUUUCAGCCGAGCCGAUUCGCCGACUGCUCCCGAAGCUGUGAAUCGGGUGUCGAGCAAUCAGCUUCUAGCAGGAUAUCUUGCCCAUGAGUUCCUCACAAAGGGUACACUCUUUGGGCAACAAUGGGACCCGGCUAGAGCCGAGGCUGUUCCGGUGUCGGCUGAGUUGAGGAGACUGAAGUCUAUCCAGAAAGCGAAAGCUGAGCCGAGUUCAAAAGCCGAGGUGCAGAUGGAAAAGUAUGAGAGGUAUGUUGAGGUAGCGGAUCUAUUCAAGACAGAUGGAGCCCACUUACCCGGCGUUGUCAACCCGACCCAACUCGCCCGUUUGUUACAACUCUGAUGUAUUUGAAGGUCAGUCGACGAAUUUCAUUGGUCUAUUCAAGACAGAUGGAGCCCACUUACCCCGCGUUGUCAACCCGGCCCAACUUGCCCGUUUGAUUCGAAGGUCAGCGUUGCCACGUGGAAGAAUUUCAUUGAUCAGUCUUGGACCGUUUUUAUUUAUUUUACUUUUUUUAAUUUAAUGAGUAAAGUUUUUUUUUACUUGGAGAGACUUUAGUGAUAUGUAUUUUGAGGUGCAUUUAAAACGACUGAAUUAGAGAGUAUUUGGGGAUUAUGAUUUUGUGGUGGGGAGGAAAUUUUAUAUGUGGAAUUUAUAAGGAGUAUAAAUUUAAGAUGAAGUAGAUUGACGGAACAAAUUCAUGUUUGUAAAUGUUUUUACAACUGUAAAAAUAAGACUUUGUAGCACUUAUAUCCGUUUGGUUCGAUAUAAAA